AUGAGGCCGUGGCUGACGAGACGUCUGCUUCCUGGACUUCCGGCUCAAAUCCGUGCUACAACCAAUAUCAGUAAUUGUACGCUCGCUGUAGUUCGAAACAUAGCAGAUAAUUUAGGAUUAUCCUAUUGCAACAAAAUUCUCACUUAUUCGCCCACAUACUCGCUUAUCCUCGUCAGUUCCACCUUUAUAACCAAAAAUUGA
This is a messenger RNA of Plasmopara halstedii, 201 nucleotides long. RefSeq lists its product as uncharacterized. The transcript is spliced from 4 exons. The record is from RefSeq and is a predicted model, not a curated record. Bases 1 to 201 code for a protein of 66 amino acids. NCBI's taxonomy places the organism in Eukaryota, Oomycota, Peronosporomycetes, Peronosporales, Peronosporaceae.